AUGGCGAUAUACAUUGUUAAAGUCUCUACAGGUUCCUUUCUUGGAGUGGUGUCCUGGGACAACAUCUCAGUCAGUUUGGUGGGGACAGAAGGGGAAAGUCUUCCCCUGAAGCUGGGCAACUUUGGCAAAGAUUUCAACCAAGGGGUGGAGGAGGAUUUUGAAGUGAAGAUUCUCCAAGAUGUGGGUUCUGAAUUGCUGCUGCAAAUUCACAAUGCAUAUCCUGAGCAGCCCAAGUCCUCCUCUUUGAAUCCUGAUGCCUGGUUCUGCCAAGAGCUUCAGCUCAUUUCCCCUAAAAACCCUCCUCUCCAUUUUCCCUGUUACCAGUGGCUGGAAGGCACAGAGAGCCUGGUGAUUCGGGAUGGAGCAGCCAAAGUGAUCUGGGCUGAAUCUUCCCCAAUCCUCCUGGAGCAGCGCCAUUUGGAGCUCAAACGAAGACAACAGAAAUAUAGGUGGAAUGAGUAUUUCCCAGGGUUGCCUCACUGUCUGGAUGCCAAAAAUCUGAAGGAGCUAGAUCCAAAUCUUCGAUCCUCCACUAACAAGAAUGUGCUGUCCCCUCCUUCAGCUGGUCUUUCUUUCUGCAGACAAAUGGGACUGAAAAUGAAGAGGAUGCUGGACCGCAAAGGCCCCUGGGAGAGUAUGGAUGAAAUCUGUGAAAUCUUUGCAUUCUUGAAGUCAGAAGUUUCAGAGUAUGUAGCUGAAUAUUGGCAAGAUGAUGAGUUUUUUGCCUCCCAGUUCCUGAAUGGCCUCAACCCUGUCUUGAUUCAAUGCUGCCACAGCCUCCCAGACAACUUCCCUGUCACCAAUAACAUGGUAGCCCCACUGUUGGGACCAGGUACCAGCCUUCAGGAGGAACUAGAGAAGGGUUCUCUGUACCUGGUGAAUCAUAGCCUCCUCUCAGGUCUCUCCCCUGGACUGAUUGAUGGGAGACCCCAAUAUGUGGCUGCCCCAAUGACUCUGUUACACCAGAAGCCAGAUGGUGGGCCACUCCUGCCCAUUGCCAUCCAGCUCAACCAGACUCCAGGUCCCAACAACCCCAUCUUCUUACCAAGUGAUUCAGAGGAAGACUGGCUUCUCGCCAAGACCUGGGUCCGAAAUUCAGAGUUCCUCGUCCAUGAGAUGGUCACUCACCUGCUCUGUACUCACUUCAUUUCUGAGGUUUUUGCCAUAGCCACCAUGCGUCAGCUACCCAUGUGUCAUCCAGUCUUCAAGCUGCUCAUCCCUCAUUUCCACUUUACAUUUCACAUCAAUACUAUAGGACGCAUGGAUCUCUUUAAACCUGGGGGCCUCAUUGACAAGUCUACAGCUUUAGGACACGUUGGCUGUCUUGAACUGGUAGCCAGAGGGAUGAAAAUGCUCACCUACCGUUCCCUCUGCUUACCCCACAACUUGGCUGAUCGAGAGGUACAGGGUCUUGCCAAUUAUCACUAUAGAGAUGAUGGGCUGCAGAUCUGGGAUGCUGUGGAAAGAUUCGUCUCAAAUAUCAUUGACAUCUAUUACCCAGAGGACAGAUCUGUCUUCCAGGACUCAGAACUCCAGUCCUGGGUCCAGGAAAUCUUCGUGGAGGGCUUUUUGGGCCAAGAAUGCUCAGGUAUCCCCACUUGCCUGGAGACCCUGCAGGACCUGGUUCAGUUUCUCACUAUGAUUAUUUUCAACUCUUCUGCUCAGCAUGCUGCAGUCAACAGUGGACAGUUUGACUUCAGUGCCUGGGUACCCAACAUUCCCACCUCCAUGAGACUGCCUCCACCCAUAACUAAGGGCACUGCAGACUUUCUAGGAUCCCUCGGGGAUGUCUCCACAGCUUGCCAUGCCUUGAUACUCUUCUGGGGUGUCAGUGACCAGGACAGAGAUAUGAGGCUUCUGGGUACCUACCCAGAGGUGCACUUCACGGAGGAGGCCCCCAAACAAAGUAUAGCUGCCUUCCAGAGUCGCCUGGUCCAGAUCUCCCAAGAUAUCCAGGAACGGAAUAAGGGCCUAGACCUGCCUUACACCUACCUUGAUCCUCUCCAUAUAGAGAACAGUGUUGCUAUAUAACAGAACCCUCUCUCUAUUCCCACCCAAGAGAAAACAUCAGCUUGUCCAACAUCAUAAUAGUAUGAUGAGCUAGAAAACCAAGAAAUCCGGAUCCCUACUUCCAAUCUAAUUCUAGAGCCUUCAUAUUCCAGCCUUGGAUCCCAGAAUUUGAAACCCUUAUCACUUUUUUCUCUCUCACUCCUGUCUCCAGACUCUGUCUCCUCCACCCCUUCAAAGCAGGUCUAUGCCUUUUUGUUCUAAAGCCUCCAGAAAUGCCAGUGAUACUAGUAAAUGAUGUCAAGACCUAGCCCUGUCCC
Messenger RNA from Antechinus flavipes (yellow-footed antechinus), 2327 nucleotides. It is a transcript of the gene ALOX15B, whose product is annotated as arachidonate 15-lipoxygenase type B. The record is from RefSeq and is a predicted model, not a curated record. NCBI's taxonomy places the organism in Eukaryota, Metazoa, Chordata, Mammalia, Dasyuromorphia, Dasyuridae. Gene Ontology annotation, molecular function: protein binding; arachidonate 15-lipoxygenase activity; iron ion binding. The coding region runs from base 1 to 2031 and encodes 676 amino acids. The transcript has 14 exons. Gene Ontology annotation, biological process: linoleic acid metabolic process; lipid oxidation.